Molecule: messenger RNA, 882 nt
Organism: Brassica rapa (field mustard)
Lineage: Eukaryota; Viridiplantae; Streptophyta; Magnoliopsida; Brassicales; Brassicaceae
Product: F-box/kelch-repeat protein At5g39560-like
Molecular function (GO): protein binding
Source: RefSeq, a predicted model, not a curated record
AUGUUUUCUUCACUACCGGACGAAAUCAUUGAAAACAUUCUUGCCCGUAUCUCGAGAUGGAAUUACCCAUCGCUCUCUCUCGUCUCAAAGAGAUUCCACUCUCUCUUAUCAUCUAUGGAUAUCUACAAGGCGCGAUCUCAAAGAGGAUCCAAUGAAACAUGCCUCUAUAUCUGGUUAAAGUUGCCCGGUCACCCAUGUGCGAGCUGGUUUAGCCUUCGGCCGAAACCUAAUAAUCAAAAGCGAACAAAACGGAGAGGUAUGAUUAGGCUUAAGCGGGACUCGAGUGGAUUUUCGGUUGUUCCUAUACCUUUCUCUUCCACCGAUUCUUUUCCCGAACUACAUAACAUCACAACGGUUGGUUCGGACAUCUACAUAAUCGGUGGACCCUACAAGGAACCGUCUUCCUCUGUUCGGAUCUUUGAUUGUCGAAGCCACACUUGGCGUGAUGCCCCUAACAUGACCGUGGCACGGGAGGAUGCGCAGACAGUUUUACUCGAUGAGAAGAUAUAUGUGAUGGGAGGUUGCGAUAUUGACAAGUACAAUGCCAACUGGAUUGAGAAACUUGUAAAAGAGAUAUCGAGUUUCCUAUCCGAUGAUUCCGUUGAGGCUUGGAGUGAGAUUGGGAAGAUUGAGGGUAGAGAGUGGAGAGAGAUCAAGGGUUUGGAGAAACUACGUGAGCAUCCUACAAGAUGUUUAGAAAAUGGGAGUGACUUUGGACUGGUGGCCAACUUUUACUUACACAUCCCAGUUUUAGCCACAAACACAAACGAUUCAAUGGACGUGAGGUGUGGGGAAAAGUUGAGUGUGUUGAUGUCCUUACCUUUCCUGUCGAAUCAUAUGAAAGAUUUGGUUGUGUUGUUGCGUCAGUUUGAUGUCUCUUAG